Dromaius novaehollandiae (emu) is the source of this 615-nucleotide messenger RNA. RefSeq names its product olfactory receptor 14J1-like. Gene Ontology annotation, cellular component: plasma membrane. Lineage: Eukaryota; Metazoa; Chordata; Aves; Casuariiformes; Dromaiidae. Gene Ontology annotation, molecular function: olfactory receptor activity. The record is from RefSeq and is a predicted model, not a curated record. The transcript has a single exon. The coding region runs from base 1 to 615 and encodes 204 amino acids. Gene Ontology annotation, biological process: G protein-coupled receptor signaling pathway; detection of chemical stimulus involved in sensory perception of smell.
AUGGCCUAUGAUCGCUAUGUUGCCAUCUGCAAACCCCUGCACUACGGGACCAUCAUGGGCAGCAGAGCUUGUGUCAGAAUGGCAGCAGUUGCCUGGGCCAGUGGUUUUCUCAAUGGUCUCCUGCACACUGUGAACACAUUUUCAAUACCACUCUGCCAAGGCAACAGAGUGGACCAGUUCUUCUGUGAAAUCCCCCAGAUCCUCAGGCUCUCCUGCUCAGACUCCUACCUCAGGGAAGUUGGGCUUAUUUUGGUUAAUGCCUGUUUAUUGUUUGGGUGUUUCAUUUUCAUUGUGCUGUCGUACGUGCAGAUCUUCACUGCUGUGCUGAGGAUCCCCUCUGAGCAGGGCCGACACAAAGCCUUUUCCAUGUGCCUCCCGCACCUGGUCGUGGUCUCUCUGACUGUCAUCACUGUCAUGUUUGCCUACCUGAAGCCCCCCUCCAUCUCCUCCCCAGCUGAGGAUCUGGUGGUGGCUGUUCUGUACGCGGUGGUGCCUCCAACUCUGAACCCUCUCGUCUACAGCAUGAGGAACAAGGAGCUCAAGGAUGCCCUGAGGAAAGUGAUUUCAUGGACAUUUUUCAGCAGCGGUAACAUUGACAUUGCUCUUCACAAAUGA